UUAUAGAAUUUUAAUAUAUUAUAGAUAGUAAUCUUAAAUUUACAAUUACUCAACAAUAUGUCCUCAAGUUAUGAUAGAGCAAUUACCAUUUUUUCACCUGAUGGACACUUAUUUCAAGUUGAGUAUGCACAGGAGGCAGUGAAGAAAGGAUCAACAGCGGUCGGUGUACGAGGCUCAAAUAUCGUUGUUUUAGGUGUAGAAAGAAAGUCUGUGGCAAAGUUGCAAGAGGCGAGAACUGUUCGUAAAAUAUGUGCUUUAGAUGAUCAUGUUUUUCUAGGAUUUGCAGGGCUUACAGCUGAUGCUCGUAUCCUUAUAAAUGCAGCUCGUGUUGAAUGUCAGAGUCACAAACUAAACGUGGAAGACCCAGUGUCGCUAGAAUACAUCACAAGAUAUAUCGCCAGCUUAAAACAGCGUUACACACAAAGUAAUGGUAUGCGACCAUUUGGUAUAUCAAUGUUAAUUGUUGGUUUUGACGAUGAUGGCACUGCCCAUCUUUAUCAAACUGAUCCAUCAGGAACUUAUCAUGAGUGGAAGGCUAAUGCAAUUGGAAGAAGCUCGAAAACUGUUCAAGAAUAUUUGGAAAAGAAUUUCUCCGAUAGUGAAAUAGAAUCAGAUGAUUAUGUUAUCAAGCUAGCACUGAAAGCACUGUUAGAGGUUGUUCAAACCGGUAGUAAGAAUGUUGAAAUGGCUGUCAUGCGUAAAGGCGAAGGAAUGAGAUUACUCGAAACUGCAGAAGUAGAGGAAUAUGUGAAACAAAUUGAGAAAGAAAAAGAAGAUGAAGCAGAGAAGAAGAAAGCAAAAAAGCUUGCAACUAAACAAGAAGCAACAAAGUAGAGAACAUUUAAUGUUGUUUUUGCAACAAAUAAAUAUAGGACUUUAUAAUGCUGGAAAUCUCGUGAUAUUUAAAUACAAUACUUGUUCUUAAAAAGAUUGUAUAUAAUUGUCUUGGAUAGAUCUUUGUGCUUGGUA
This is a messenger RNA of Hydractinia symbiolongicarpus, 969 nucleotides long. Its product is annotated as proteasome subunit alpha type-7-like. Gene Ontology annotation, cellular component: proteasome core complex, alpha-subunit complex; nucleus; proteasome core complex. The record is from RefSeq and is a predicted model, not a curated record. The transcript has 6 exons. The coding region runs from base 58 to 834 and encodes 258 amino acids. Lineage: Eukaryota; Metazoa; Cnidaria; Hydrozoa; Anthoathecata; Hydractiniidae. Gene Ontology annotation, biological process: ubiquitin-dependent protein catabolic process.